GUUUUGUUUUGCUGCCAUCUGUCGGCAGGUGUAAGCAGCUCUUAAUCAGCAACAUUCUGGCAAAUUAGCUUUAGCAUUCACGUUAAACUUGUCCGUUUCUGCAUAAAAUAAUGAAUCGUAUGAAUAAAAAUCCGUUUAACCCCUCAUUAAUACCCCAAACAACUGUUUCAGGGUUCAAACAGAUGCCGUCUUCAAGAGUACCCCAGCACUUCAUAGAGGCCAUGAAACGGAUAUCUGGAACAUCUGACGUGGCUCCUAAGGCUCAACCAAAGAAAGAGGAUGGAAUUGCAAAAUGGAAGUCGUCAUUCAAACCACUCGAACAGGGACAAAAGCACAAAAGUUUUCAGGACGAAACCACAAACAGUGAGAGGACUGAGCUUUAUGACCCAAGCAAUCCUCUGUCAUCAGAUUCUGAGCCUGAGAUGCCACAAAGUAAAGACCACAAACUCUCCCCACCCAAACAGGAUAACAAGAGAUGUCAGCAGUUGUCACCAGACACAGAGCAUCCUGACAAGAGACCUUGGGAGUCAUCCCGGUCUGAGUUAACGAGCCGACCCCUAGACAGACGAGAAUUUAAUGCUGGAACCAAACCCUUGGAGAGCCGAGCUCUCAUUCCAGGACAUUUACUCCCUGAAAGACAUCAUCACAGCCCAGAAGCUGAACCACUCAGUUGUCCAGGUUAUGACUUUGCAAGUAAACCCCUGGACCAAAUUGGGCACAGUCCUGACAGCUAUGAUCCCAACCCCUCCACCCAACACUUUCCAGCAUCUUAUGGAGGACCAUCCACCAAUGGGCAGGAGAGGAUUACAGAGCCUGAAUAUAGGAAAGAGAUGCUCCAUUCACUUGGCGCAUCCCCACCCAGGUUAAAGCGGGAUUAUCCACAUCAUUCGAGACAUAUGGAGACAGGACUGGACCAAGACCAACCUUCCAGAAAGGUGCCAAGAAAAGAGGGCAAAAUGAUAAAAAUGGAAAAUUGUCCCAUCACCUGUGAUCUUUGUGACAUUAUGCUGGCCAAUGCGGAGGAGCUGGAGGAUCAUCUGGACAGCAGGAGCCACUGGGACACUCUGGAGCACAUUCAACAGAGCAAUCACUAUGAUGAUCUGGUCAUAGCAUUCCUGCAGGAAGUCAUGAUGUAUAAAAGCCAACAUUGUAGUCGGGCCAUAGAGGACAGCGCUCUUCAUGCUCUGCAGGAAAAUGACCACAUGAUAAAAGUGGGACUGUUUCAUUGUGCUGCUUGCAAAGUCUACAUAUCCACAUCUGCAGCAGACGUUCAGGCUCACAUCACGUCUCAGGAACACCUCUUUAACACGAAGGAGUUUGAAGAGUGGCAGAGACGUUCUUGCCUCAGCAAAGCAGAAACUAUGAUUAAGGAGCUUAAACCACAGCUUGAAAACUUCCUGAAGGGUGGCAGCCCAUUUGAAAGAAACUAUUGAAAGCCUCCUGAACAAACAUCUCUUCAUAUGAAAAACAUGUGACAUCAUUACACAGUUAAUUUUUUUGGCUCCUACAUCGUCUCAACUUCGUCACAUAAAGAAAAUAAAAUUUAGUCAUUUAAAUUUAAAUGAUUUCAGUUUCACUUGUAAUCUUUUGUAACAUGAAUACAGAAAUGAUUAGAAAAAGUCAACAUG
Molecule: messenger RNA, 1628 nt
Organism: Melanotaenia boesemani (Boeseman's rainbowfish)
Lineage: Eukaryota; Metazoa; Chordata; Actinopteri; Atheriniformes; Melanotaeniidae
Exons: 11
Coding region: 111-1433 (440 amino acids)
Cellular component (GO): nucleus
Molecular function (GO): zinc ion binding; DNA binding
Source: RefSeq, a predicted model, not a curated record